Molecule: messenger RNA, 18401 nt
Organism: Zootoca vivipara (common lizard)
Lineage: Eukaryota; Metazoa; Chordata; Lepidosauria; Squamata; Lacertidae
Gene: DOCK7
Product: dedicator of cytokinesis 7
Biological process (GO): small GTPase-mediated signal transduction; positive regulation of GTPase activity; axonogenesis
Molecular function (GO): guanyl-nucleotide exchange factor activity
Source: RefSeq, a predicted model, not a curated record
CGAUGACUCGUCCCCUUCGCGAGGCGGGAUGAGCCCGGAUCCCAGCCACUCCCCCCGCCCGCGAGAGAUUUGGGGGCGAGCGGGACCACCCCUCCUCAGCCUCUCCUCCUCCCGUUUGCUUUUGCCGGGCCAUAUAUACACGACGAGAGGCGCACUCUCUCCCUUGUCCCAUGGAAAAGGAGGGCUUGCGCCGGCGGGCGGGGACGCGCAACGACGUGUGGCUGCGCGGCACUCCUGAGCAUUACGGCGCCCAUUCCUGGCUCCUUUGACUUGUUCUCUGGCGGCGGCGGCGGCGGCGGCGAGGGAAGCUGGAAGCGCUUUUGCUUUUGUCGAUCCUGAGCAGCCAUGGCCGAGCGCCGCGCCUUCGCUCAGAAGAUCAGCAGAACUGUGGCCGCUGAAGUCCGGAAGCAGAUUUCAGGACAAUAUGGUGGAUCACCGCAGCUUCUCAAGAACCUUAAUAUUGGAGGCAGCAUUUCCCAUCAUACAACUGUGCCUCUUACCGAGCCUGUGGAUCCAGUGGAUUUGGAAGAAUACCUCCUUACACAUCCACUUGCAGUGGAUUGCGGCCCUUUGAGAGACUUGCUUGAAUUUCCUUCUGAUGAUAUUGAAGUUAUCUACAGUCCUCGAGAAUGCAGAACACUUGUGUCAGCAGUACCUGAAGAGAGUGAAAUGGACCCUCACGUGAGGGAUUGCGUAAGAAGUUACACAGAAGACUGGGCCAUUGUGAACAGAAAAUAUCACAAACUGGGAACAGGAUUUAACCCCAACACAUUAGACAAACAGAAGGAGAGGCAAAAAGGCCUACCCAAACAGAUAUUUGAGUCUGAUGAAGUUCCGGAUGGCAACAAUUACCAGGAUGAACAAGAUGAUCUUAAAAGACGGUCCAUGUCAAUCGAUGACACACCUCGGGGCAGUUGGGCUUGCAGUAUUUUUGACUUGAAAAACUCCCUCCCGGAUGCUUUGCUUCCAAAUCUUCUGGAUCGGACCCCAAAUGAAGAAAUCGACCAUCAAAAUGAUGAACAGAGAAAGUCCAACAGACACAAGGAACUUUUUGCAUUGCAUCCAGCCCCAGAUGAGGAAGAACCAAUAGAAAGACUGGGCAUCCCUGAAAUCCCCAAGGAACACUUUGGUCAGAGGCUUCUUGUGAAGUGUUUGUCUUUAAAAUUUGAAAUUGAAAUAGAGCCGAUUUUUGCAAGUUUGGCAUUGUACGACGUUAAGGAAAAGAAAAAGAUUUCAGAGAACUUCUACUUUGAUUUAAACUCUGAACAAAUGAAAGGGAUGCUGCGCCCUCAUGUCCCACCUGCUGCUAUAACCACGCUGGCCCGGUCAGCCAUUUUUUCUAUUACAUAUCCUUCUCAGGAUGUCUUUCUAGUAAUAAAGCUGGAAAAGGUACUACAACAGGGAGAUAUUGGGGAGUGUGCAGAGCCAUAUAUGAUUUUAAAAGAAGCAGAUGCUGCAAAGAACAAGGAAAAGCUAGAGAAACUGAAAAGUCAAUCAGAACAAUUUUGCCAAAGGCUUGGCAGAUAUCGCAUGCCUUUUGCAUGGACGGCCAUUCAUUUAAUGAACAUAGUCAGCAGCGCUGGAAGUUUGGAGAGGGACUCUACAGAAGUGGAAAUUUCUGCAGGAGAACGCAAAGGGUCGUGGUCAGAGAGGAGGAAUUCUAGCAUUGUCGGCAGGCGUUCCUUGGAAAGGACGACGAGUGGGGAUGAGGCCUGCAACCUGACUAACUUUAGACCAGCUACACUCACGGUGACAAACUUCUUUAAACAGGAAGGUGACCGCCUGAGUGAUGAAGACCUGUACAAGUUUCUUGCGGAUAUGAGAAGGCCAUCUUCUGUUCUACGGAGGUUGAGACCUAUCACAGCUCAGUUGAAGAUAGACAUUUCUCCAGCCCCAGAAAACCCACAUUAUUGUCUAACGCCAGAGUUGCUGCAAGUCAAACUUUACCCUGAUAGCAGAGUACGACCAACAAGAGAGAUCCUGGAGUUUCCUGCAAGGGAUGUUUAUAUUCCAAAUACAACAUACAGAAACAUUCUGUAUGUCUAUCCUCAAAGCCUUAACUUUGCCAACCGUCAAGGAUCUGCUCGGAACAUCACUGUAAAAGUCCAAUUUAUGUUUGGAGAGGAUCCAAGCAAUGCAAUGCCGGUAAUAUUUGGAAAAUCCAGCUGUGCUGAAUUUUCAAAAGAAGCAUAUACAGCUGUUGUGUAUCAUAACAGAUCUCCUGAUUUUCACGAAGAAAUCAAGAUUAAACUCCCUGCUACUUUAACUGACCACCACCACCUGCUUUUCACUUUUUAUCAUGUCAGUUGCCAACAAAAACAAAAUACUCCUCUGGAGACGCCUGUUGGAUACACGUGGAUACCAAUGCUUCAGAAUGGACGGUUGAAAACCGGUCAGUUCCUUCUCCCUGUUUCGCUAGAGAAACCACCCCAGGCAUACUCUGUGCUCUCUCCAGAGGUGCCCCUGCCUGGAAUGAAGUGGGUAGAUAACCAUAAGGGAGUUUUUAAUGUAGAAAUAGUUGCUGUGUCAUCUAUUCAUACACAGGACCCUUACCUUGACAAGUUCUUUGCCCUUGUUCAUGCCCUGGAUGAACACAUGUUCCCUGUGCGGAUCGGCGACAUGAGAAUUAUGGAGAACAACUUGGAGAACGAACUGAAGAGCAGCAUUUCGGCACUAAAUUCCUCUCAGCUGGAGCCCGUGGUGCGAUUUCUCCAUCUCUUGCUUGACAAGCUGAUCCUCUUGGUUGUACGACCGCCUAUCAUUGCUGGCCAAAUAGUAAAUCUGGGUCAAGCAUCUUUUGAAGCCAUGGCCUCUAUUGUAAACAGACUCCACAAAAACCUCGAAGGGAACCAAGACCAGCAUGGCAGAAACAACCUCCUCACCUCAUAUAUUUAUUAUGUUUUUCGCUUGCCAAACACCUCUCCCAAUUCGCCAUCUUCAGGUUCGGGUGGCUUGGGAGGAUCAGUCCAUUACGCCACCAUGGCUCGUUCUGCUGUCAGACCAGCAAGCCUAAACUUGAAUCGCUCCAGGAGCCUUAGCAACAGCAACCCAGAUAUCUCUGGCACUCCAACCUCGCCCGAUGAUGAAGUCCGAUCAAUCAUCGGGAGUAAGGGCUUAGACCGCUCCAAUUCCUGGGUAAACACUGGUGCUCCAAAAGCUGCCCCAUGGGGAUCCAACCCCAGUCCAAGUGCAGAGGCUACACAGGCUACAGACCGAAGUUGUAAUCGUAUGUCUUCGCACACAGAGACGUCAAGUUUCUUACAAACAUUAACAGGACGGUUGCCAACUAAAAAGCUUUUUCAUGAAGAAUUGGCCUUACAGUGGGUUGUCUGCAGUGGGAGUGUACGUGAGGCAGCUCUCCAGCAAGCGUGGUUCUUCUUCGAACUUAUGGUAAAAAGUAUGGUGCAUCAUUUGUAUUUUGCUGACAAACUCGAUGCUCCAAGGAAGAAUCGUUUUCCGGAGCGCUUCAUGGAUGACAUAGCUGCUCUGGUCAGCACAAUUGCCAGUGAUAUAGUCUCCCGGUUUCAGAAGGAUACUGAAAUGAUUGAAAGGCUCAACACUAGCUUAGCCUUCUUCCUAAACGAUCUACUCACUGUUAUGGACAGAGGAUUUGUCUUCAGCCUCACUAAGGUGUACUACAAACAGGUGUCAUCCAAGCUUUAUUCCUUACCCAACCCGAGCACCCUUGUGUCCUUGAGGUUGGAUUUCCUCCGCAUUGUCUGCAGCCAUGAACACUACGUUACUCUGAAUUUACCAUGCAGCCUGUUGACACCCCCGGCAUCCCCUUCACCUUCCGUGUCUUCCGCAACAUCUCAGAGUUCUGGUUUCUCGACGAACAUCCAGGACCAGAAGAUUGCAAAUAUGUUUGAACUGUCUGUGCCUUUCCGCCAGCAGCACUACUUGUCAGGCCUGGUGCUUACUGAGCUGACUGUCAUUUUGGAUCCUGACGCAGAAGGUUUGUUUGGAUUGCAUAAGAAAGUCAUCAACAUGGUACACAACUUGCUGUCCAGCCAUGACUCCGACCCACGGUACUCUGACCCACAGGUAAAGGCCCGGGUGGCUACAUUGUACCUGCCUCUGAUUGGUGUGAUCAUGGAGAGUGUGCCCCAGCUGUAUGAUUUCACAGAAAACCACAACCAGCGUGGACGGCCAAGCUGCACAGCAGUGGAGGACUAUGAGAGCGAGGGUGGAAGCAUGAUAAGCCAAACGGUUGCCAUGGCUAUUGCAGGAACCUCCGUCCCGCAACUCACCCGUCCCAGCAGUUUUCUCCUAACGUCAUCGACAAAUAGGCAGCAUUCAACAUUUUCAGCCGAGUCAAGUCGGAACCUUCUGAUCUGCCUCUUGUGGGUCCUGAAGAACGCUGAUGAAAGUGUCCUACAAAAAUGGUUCACGGACCUUUCUGUGCUACAGCUUAAUCGUUUACUGGAUUUGCUCUAUCUCUGUGUUUCUUGCUUCGAAUACAAGGGUAAGAAAGUGUUUGAAAGAAUGAACAGCCUGACGUUUAAGAAGUCAAAAGACAUGAGAGCCAAGCUUGAAGAGGCUAUACUUGGCAGCAUCGGGGCGAGGCAAGAAAUGGUACGGCGAAGCAGGGGACAGCUGGAAAGAAGUCCUUCUGGGAGUGCCUUUGGAAGUCAAGAGAACCUGAGAUGGAGAAAGGAUAUGACUCACUGGCGACAGAACACGGAAAAACUUGACAAAUCACGGGCUGAAAUAGAACACGAGGCUCUUAUUGAUGGCAACUUGGCAACUGAAGCAAAUCUGAUCAUUUUGGAUACUUUGGAGAUAGUAGUCCAGACUGUCUCCGUGACAGAGUCCAAGGAAAGCAUUCUUGGCGGAGUGCUGAAGGUUCUUUUACACAGCAUGGCUUGCAACCAGAGCGCUCUUUACCUGCAGCAUUGCUUUGCUACGCAGAGGGCCUUGGUGUCAAAGUUCCCAGAACUGCUCUUUGAAGAGGAGACAGAGCAGUGUGCUGACUUAUGCCUCCGACUCCUGCGCCACUGUAGCAGUAGCAUCGGCACCAUACGCUCGCAUGCCAGCGCCUCCCUGUACCUCCUCAUGAGGCAGAACUUUGAGAUUGGGAAUAACUUUGCCAGAGUGAAAAUGCAGGUGACCAUGUCACUCUCAUCUUUAGUAGGAACAUCUCAGAAUUUUAAUGAGGAGUUUCUGAGACGUUCUCUGAAAACCAUUUUGACCUAUGCUGAAGAGGACCUGGAACUAAGGGAAACAACAUUCCCUGAUCAGGUCCAAGAUCUUGUGUUCAACCUCCAUAUGAUCCUGUCUGAUACAGUUAAGAUGAAGGAGCACCAAGAAGACCCAGAGAUGCUGGUGGACUUGAUGUUCAGAAUUGCCAAGGGAUACCAGAAUUCCCCAGACCUACGACUCACCUGGCUACAGAACAUGGCUGGGAAACACUCAGAGAGAAGCAAUCACGCAGAAUCUGCACAGUGUUUGGUCCACUCUGCAGGACUCGUUGCUGAAUACUUGAGCAUGCUUGAGGAUCGGAAAUAUCUCCCCGUAGGAUGCGUUACAUUUCAGAACAUCUCCUCAAAUGUCCUGGAAGAAUCUGCAGUUUCUGAUGAUGUUGUAUCUCCAGAUGAAGAAGGAAUAUGCUCUGGAAAGUAUUUUACUGAAGCAGGUCUGGUUGGAUUGCUGGAGCAAGCUGCUGCCUCUUUCUCCAUGGCUGGCAUGUACGAAGCAGUCAACGAGGUUUACAAAAUCCUCAUUCCAAUUCAUGAAGCUAACAGAGAUGCCAAGAAGCUAGCCACAAUUCACGGUAAACUCCAGGAAGCAUUCACCAAAAUAGUUCAUCAGAGUACUGGCUGGGAGCGGAUGUUUGGUACAUACUUCCGUGUUGGUUUUUAUGGGACUAAAUUUGGAGACCUCGAUGAACAAGAGUUCGUUUACAAGGAACCGGCCAUAACAAAAUUGGCUGAAAUUUCUCAUCGGUUAGAGGGUUUUUAUGGAGAAAGGUUUGGUGAAGAUGUUGUCGAAGUAAUUAAGGACUCUAACCCUGUCGACAAAUGUAAAUUAGAUGCCAACAAGGCCUAUAUACAGAUAACUUACGUGGAGCCUUACUUUGACACAUACGAAAUGAAGGACCGGAUAACCUAUUUUGACAAAAACUACAACUUGCGGCGAUUCAUGUACUGUACACCCUUCACGUUGGAUGGCAGAGCUCAUGGUGAGCUGCAUGAACAGUUCAAGAGGAAGACCAUCCUCACGACAUCACAUGCAUUCCCUUAUAUUAAAACCCGGAUUAAUGUCAUUCACAAGGAGGAGAUAAUUUUGACACCAAUUGAAGUUGCCAUUGAGGAUAUGCAAAAGAAAACCCAAGAGUUGGCUUUUGCAACACAUCAAGAUCCUGCAGAUCCCAAAAUGCUCCAGAUGGUGCUUCAGGGUUCAGUAGGCACAACGGUAAAUCAGGGACCACUAGAGGUUGCACAGGUUUUCUUAUCAGAGAUACCCAACGAUCCUAAGCUCUUCCGUCAUCAUAAUAAACUACGGCUUUGUUUCAAAGACUUCACAAAAAGGUGUGAAGAUGCACUGCGUAAGAACAAGAGCCUGAUUGGUCCAGAUCAAAAAGAGUAUCAGCGGGAGCUUGAAAGAAAUUACCACCGUCUCAAAGAAGCCCUUCAGCCUCUGAUCAAUAGAAAAAUUCCCCAAUUAUACAAGACGGUCCUUCCUGCUGCUUGCCACAGAGAUUCCUUCAGCAGAAUGAGCCUUCGCAAAAUGGACAUCUGAGCACCUUAAAAUAUGCUUAAGAAUUUUAAGGUACUGAACAAACGAGUGCAGUGUCAUCAACACCAGGAAUUUUUUAUAAGUUUUAUUUGGAAAUAAAACUUUGGACUUUGUUCAGGACACCCUGCACACAUUUUACCAAUUUACAUGGAAGUGUUAAGUGGCCAAAUUCCCUUCCAAUUAUAUAGACUUCAAACCUUUUUUAACCCCAUGGCAACAGUAUAUAAACUACUGGUGAGGCUGUAAACAAAACUGUUUUUUAAGAAAUUUUUUAAUAUUCAGAGGUACUCCAAAUGCAUCAACCAUUAUUUAUAGCAUUCUUUAAUGUUAAAUUUGUUUUUGUUUUAGUUCAUAUAUUUAUUUUAUAUUAGGAGCAUUUGCAAAUGAAUUUAAACCAUUUUUAAUGCAGUGUUUAUUUUAAUGGUACCAUUAAAUAUUGAAUGUUUACACUUUAUUUCUUGGUGUACCAGCUUCUAAAAUUCAUCUUUGUGUGAAAAAAGAUCCUAGAGAAAGGUAAGUACAAAAUGCUUUUUAAGGAUGCAAAGGAUGCUUUCAUUUUUAAACUUUUGUGUCACAUGGCUACAGCUACAUUGGGUCUGUGCCUCAAACUGCUGGGAUGACCUUGGGGAUAUAGGGGUCCACAAAAGCCAACCUGUUUCUAAAGUGCUAAUUUCCAGGUUCAAGUACUGUUUUGGGUCACUGAAAGUGAAGCAGGGACUUUUGGCUUUCAAGCAGACAAGAGGGUCUCAUUCCUGCUGCAAGGCUAAGCUGGCUUCAGCGAAGGAAGGACGGACUUGUGUAAAGCAGACUAGGUAUUCACAUGAUGUAUUCAUUACAUAACACUACUACCUCUUCAGUGGCGCCUUUUUUUUUUUUUUUUUUUGCAAACUGCUAGUUCAGCAUCAAGGCUGCAAUCCUAACCCCUUAUUUGAGAGUAAGCCCCAAUUCAAUUCAGUUGAUUUACAGACAUUUGUAAACCACUUAAAACUGAGGAAAAAACUCUAAACUCUAAAGCAUGGUCCAUGGGGUCACGAAGAGUCAGACACGACUAAACGACUAAACAACAACUUAUCAGUAGAUAUGCCUAGUGCAAAAUUUUGUGAUUCUCUUGAAAACUAUACCGGCAUACUGGAAAAUGUGGUAACUGCCUCUAGCCAAAAAUACCUUUAGUCCACCUUGUGUUCAAUUACACAUCAUAUUUGGAAGGGAUGAAAUCUGUAAAAAGCCACUACAGUUAGCAUAGUGUUAAGGUUAGUGGAGUACAUUGCAAAGUCAGUUCACAGAUUACACAAAAGCAAACCUAGUUUUAGCACCACAUGUACGUACAUUCAAUAGAAAGUACCAACCAAUCAAAUCUCCCUUAUGCAACCCAUGCAUGCAAACACAUUUGUUGCCUUCAAAAGUACUGCAUACCUAAAAUGUGAAGUGGUCCUUAGAAACUGGAACCCUCUCUAUUGGUACCUAGCUAUGAGGCACCUCUAUCAUUAAUAUGCUUACCUUUUAAAGAAAAAUUUCAAUAGUUUAAAUAUUUAUACUAAAAUAGGUUUAACUUGAACUCAGAAAUAAAGCUGAAACACCAAGUCAUGUAUAUAUUCCUACCUUGAAACUGAGAUGAGCAUCCCCACCACAUAUUUUGACUAUAUGAGGAACAAUGGAGAAGGGUAAGGGCAAAAGAAGCAAUUACUUUUUCAGGUCCUAUGGCUUUAGAAAUAAAGAAAAAAUAUUUUUUGUUUGCAAAAGCAAUUGGAUUUAUUUAUAUCAACUAUACACUCUAGAAUGUGAGUACAAAUAACUUUUAUUUUUAAAGAGAGCAAAUGAGUAGUGUGAAGAAAUUAGAACCACCUUUAAAUGCUACUGCACUCUUAAAGCAUUUUAUUAAACAGACUAUAUAUACAGGUUUGUAUUGCUAUGAUCUCUAUAUAAUCUAUAAAGAUAAUUACCCAUUUAAAAAAAAAAUCUCACUUUUUACAGAAUCUUAGUCUGGUGAACCAUUCUGUAGCUUCAUAGGUGCUUUUCAGUGCUGACCAGAUGCUAAACAUAUUUACAUAGUUAAAAUACAACCUCACUCUACAAUUUUCUUAUAAAACAGCAAGUAAGGAGUAGAUGUAGAUGAGGAAAUGGGGGACAGAAGGUUGAGAAAGUCUUUUUCCUCUGUAACUUUCACUUCGGAAUCAUCAAAAAGUAGCCAUUUCCCCUCAUACUCUUUUAAGCUCUGCAUUAUAUGCAUUGCUUUAUUUUCUAGUCCAAUAGCAGGAUCAGUUUGCUCACAGCGUUCAAACUCAACAACUCCUUUAGCAUGGCUAUGCUCUGCAUUUUUAGUUUCAGUGACUAUGUUAGCCAUCAUCUCAGAAUGGGUUGCUUUGUUGCUUGGCAAAUCACAGUUCAGCUUGCUUUUUUGUCCUCCAAGAAGCCCCACAGCUUCUAUAUUCUUUUUGUUCAGUCCUUUGUUAGGCUGAGCACUUCCACUGACUCUAAAGGAGACCUCACCGUCGUCAUAGUCCUCAGUGACAGCUCUUGCUUCUUGUUCAUUCAGUGGCUCUGGGUGAAUUUUACAAAAUGGAUCACUUGUUAAAUUGUUCUUGUCCAAUUCCAAGCUAUCCAAAUUUGUAAUUUUAACAGAGGCUGUGUAGUGCCCACUGCUGAUUGUAAUACCACUGUGCAUCACUACAGCAAACAGUCCAUAUAUUUCGUUGCCUGGGUUUAUGCUCCAGUCAUCCAAAGACAGCUUGAGAGGUGUUUGUAAAGGAGUAUUUAUCUUGGACAGCCCACCAUAACAAUCAAACCUUGGGGAGAAAUGUAAUAAAUAGAUUAUGUUGUCACUUUGCAGAGCUCCUUUAAAAAAUAAAACUUUUUUAAAUGUUAAAAUUCAGCUAUUUGCUUUCCUGUUGCUCUAGGAUAUCAGUCACUCUUAAACUUGGAUUCUCUUAAAUUUGCAUUAUCACCAACUAAUAAGAUUUAAAUUGCAAACGUUGAGCUAAAAGGAGGUACUCUAGUGCUUAGCUUUGAGAUCUCCAACAUCUUAAGAUACUGUACUUAAUUUCUUGCUGUAACAAAUCAAGUGACUGAACAGCAACUUUUAAAAAAAGAAAAAACUAUUACAAAGGUAAAUUAAUUUUUUUGACUGACAAUUAGGUGUUUCAAAAGACAGCCCAAUAGGUAAGCAAUCUGCAUAGGUAUUUCUGAAUAAGCACUGCAACAAGACACCAGCUAAUUUCCCCCCUCGUGUUUGUACUUACAAAUUGUAAAAUAAUUUAAUGUUUCGCAACAAUCGAAUUCAUGUUGGGGACAGUUGAGAGAAUCCACUUGUUUAUGUGAGCAACAUUUCAAAUAGAUAAUUCAAUUUCAGAUAUGCCUUUAAUUUAUACUUAAACUUCCAGUAAAAUAAUAGCAGGAACUGUUGGUUGCCUUGUUUUUAUUACAGUCUACUGGUUUUUGCCUGAGGUAUCUCAUGUUUGAAAGCUUACAAAAGAUAAAGUCUAUAAUUAUAUGCUGAUUGGUGUUUAAAUAGCAAGAAAAGCCAUACAAUAGUGGAAAAUUAAGAAUAGGGUUUAUUUGGCAAUAUAUUUUAUGCAUUAUGAACAUGGCCUAAAUAUAUAUAAUGUGGGACAACAGUGGAAGAGAUACAUGUUUUAAAAUAUUUGUUAAGACUUUCCAUGAGAUACACGUUGUUUUUUCCUGUAAAAUGCCCGCAAGCCGGCUAAGCAGGAAAGAAAGGGGAGAGGACUUGCGUGUUUUCUCUCCCCGCCGGCACCCUUUCCCUCUUUCUUCUCCCCCCCCCCAACGACCACCCUGGGAAGCUUCCUCAAUCCGGCAGCCUGCCGGGUCGGCGCUGAUCAGCGCUGCGUGGAGCACCGGCUCGAGGAGCCGGUCUGCAGAGUCAGCGCCCAGCAAUGCCGUGCUGGAUUGAGGAGGCGCUGCUGGAGCCCUCCAGAUGUUUUGGACUACAAUUCCAAUCAUCCCUGACCACUGGCCCUGUUAGCUAGGGAUCAUGGGAGUUGUAGGCCAAAACAUCUGGAGGGCCGCAGUUUGGGGAUGCCUGGAGUAGAGGAACUGAGCUACUGUGCAAAUUCCAUGGGAAGCACAUUCUUAACAGUGUAUUUUGGGAUACCUAACAAUAUAGUUCAUGCUCUUCUUUCCAGAAGUUAAAUUCACUUGAUGUGGGUUCCAUUUUAUUAUAUUUGUGUAAAGUUUUACUUCCAGUGGUCAGGUUCAAUGUGGUUUAUUUACUAUACUCACUCUAAUCCUCUAGCUGCGAAGCACUUCAAGUGGAUGGUUAUAACUUCAGGCAUUUUAUCAAAUAGAAGACUGCGUUCAGCUUCUGUGUAAUGACGGCAGUUUUCACAGAAAUAUUUAUCUUCUCCCACAAUCCUCUCCACUGAAGCAAACUGGGAAAUUGCCCACUUAAGAGUCUUCACUUCUGUUUUGGGGUCUGGAGAAACUACAAAAGAAAGUUGCUUAUAUUUAGUUUGCCCAAUACUGUAAACAGUUAAAAACAAAUUAGGUUGUUGACCACAAUAAUAUGAGUGCAGGACAUGUGAGCAAAUGUUUUUAAAAGUGCCAAAAUCGUAAAGAAUUACACACCGAAUUACACAUCACGGUUCCAAAGCUUAUGGUCUGCUGUGAUCUCAUGACUCUCCAAAGCCAAUUCCGAAUCUCCAUACUAAACCAGAACCACUUCAGCACAACCAAACAGAAGGCAGUUUCUUUAAGGUGGGGAAGGGGUUUAACACCAUCCUAGAAACCUGCAGAAUCCUAGAGCCAUGCACCCUUCCAUAUACAAAGACCUGUAUUAUAGGAAGUAUCUGUCUUACAUAGAUUGCCAUGCUUCAUUUCAGCAUGUUACAGACUGGAAUGAUAACACAUUUCUAAGCAACCAGAAUGGGGACAUUUUAUAGCAGGCAUAGGCAAACUUGGCCCUCCAGAUGUUUUGAGACUACAAUUCCCAUCAUCGCUGACCACUGAUCUUGUUAGUUAGGGAUGAUGGGAGUUGUAGACCCAAAACAUUUGGAGUGCCGAGUUUGCCUACUAUGCCUGUUUUAUAGGAUAACAAUAUUCAUCACCUGAAAUACCACACUGAGCACAUUCACACCAGCCACCCCUCUGGCACACACCUAUUUCUUCUCUCAGAAGGUUUGAUCAGUGUGGUGCAACUGCAAAAGGGCUAAUGCAAUUCAAAGAACCUUAGUUUCUAAAUAACAGUGUCACCUUAUUCUGUACAUCCGAGGUACUGUGUCCAGUUUUGGGUGGUGUGCUUUCAAAGGGAUAUAAACAAAUUGGAAUUGGUUCAGUAAAGGAUAAUGAAAUAUGGAAAACAAGGCCUAUGAGAAAAAGUUGGAGAAACUAGGUAUGUUUCACCUAGAGAAAAGACUUAAGGAAGGUACAUAUUUAUUUAUAAAACUUAUGCUGUAUUCUUCCAAUGUAUUUUCAUAUUCCAAUGUAGCUUACUGUACAUUUUAUUAAUGCCAUGAAAAAAAAGCACAGAAAUGCAACCAAAUCAGCAGAUUAAAACAUUCUAAGAAAAAUGUAACAAACCAACCAGCCACUCUUCAGAUAUUGAAGGGCUGUCAUACAGAAAAGACUUGUUUCCUAAAGUAACCUUAAGUUACAAGAGUUAUUGUACAUUUAAGUUUCACAGUGGAACAAAAUUACUGGGAAAGGGCCCUUGCUCUUGGGAGCUGAACAGCAAUCUCUGCUGGGGGAAGCUGUAGCUCUGAAUUCCCUUCAUCAAGCAGAGGGUUCACUAGCUGGUCUUCAGCAUGGAAGGGGAACUCCAGCCCAUGGUCCUGAUUCAGCCCAGCAGGGAUCCUAACUUCACUCACAAUACUGUUCUCCCCAAACCAUGCCCACCCGGCCCACCCUUGGCAUCAAGUGUAAGCUGGGAAAAAGCUGUUUCCAAGAAAAUGGUUGAAUAUGUAAUUUAAAAGGUAAUGUCUGUCAGCACCCAUCAGGUGACAAGUUGUCAGGAUAUAACUUAAAAAGAAAUGAUAAAACUAUAUAUAGAAAUGUACACCCAGAAUUCAACUACAGUUGGCAAGGAAAUGUAUACUCCUACCAAACACAGGCAUGCGAAUCACAGGCAUACUUAAAAUUUACUGUGGUUUAUACUUACUUUCAGAAUUCUCUUCCAUUUUUGAGAGCUCAUCUUUUUGCACUGGCACACUAAUAUCUUGAAAGUCUUCUCUUCUCUCAGUGAAACUCUCACACUCUAAACAUCGUGUUCGUAACACCAACUGACCCUGGAAGAGUCUCUCCACUAAAUUGAAGACAGCUAACUCUGAACCUAAGGUAAAGCACAAACCAGAUAAGGUUAAACUCUUUUCCUGAAUAGAUAUUAUCAGAGUUCUCUGAAUGUCAUCUUACUGCAGCUCCUCAUACUGCAGCUAACACUACUCCUCCAAAUCCCACAUCUUUGAGCAGCUGAAACAGCAAGAGGAAAUGCUCCAAAGUAUAGUUCAAAAACUGUAUGCCAAGGCAGGAAGUUCCAUCCACAGCUCUUUGGAUCUCUUUAGAUCCCACUCCAUUUGAGGAAUGUACAAUGGUACCUCGGGUUACAGACUCCGCUAACCCAGAAAGUGUGCCUCGGGUUAAGAACUUUGCUUCAGGAUGAGAAUAGAAAUUAUGCAGCGGCAGCAGCAGCAGCGGGAGGCCCCAUGAUUAGCUAAAGUGGUACCUCAGGUUAAGAACGGACCUCUGGAACGAAUUAAGUUCUUAACCAAGGUACCACUGUAGUUCUUAUUAGGAACUUCAAUUAUUAGGCACUACACUGGAGUUGUAUUCUUGAUAUUGAACCUGCUAAUGUCAUUACAGCCCUAUCUUUCAGAUGCAACCAGCACACCCCUAAGCAUGUUUACUCAAAUAGGAGUAUGAGAAGAAAAAUCAUUAUGUAGGAAACAGUUUUCCGUAAAGGUAAAGGAACCCCUGACGAUUGGGUCCAGUCACGAACGACUCUGGGGUUGUGUGCUCAUCUCACUCUAUAGGCCGAGGGAGCCAGCAUUUGUCCGCACAGCUUCUGGGUCAUAUGGCCAGCAUGACUAAGCCACUUCUGGAGAACUAGAGCAGCGCACGGAAACGCCGUUUACCUUCCCGCUGGAGCGGUACCUAUUUAUCUACUUGCACUACUUGGUCUUUGAUGUGCUUUUGAACUGCUAGGUUGGCAGGAGCAGGUCCCUUCUGAUCAGCAAGCGCUAGGCUCUGGUUUAAACCACAGCACCACCCGCAACCCUAGUUUUCCAUAGGGUAAGAUAAAAGAUCUUGCAGCAUAUAGGCUUAACCAUUCCAGGCAGCUUCUUACAUCUAAAAAAGAACCACUUUACCAAUCUACCCCUACAAAGAAAUCCCAGUAUUUUCAGUUUUUGUUUUAAAAAAUACUAAAAUGAUUGACUUAAUUUUCAUUAAGUUAAAUCCAGAAGUAUUAGGAAUGUUAAAACACUGACCUUCACUGUAUUACAUUUUGGCUUCUGUUAUAUUUGCCAACUCGGAUCUAGUCAACCCAGCCCUGCAAUAUGCCACCGUUCUGCUUGCUUGGGGCAAGUAUCAACCAUCUUUGCUUUGCCCUGAAAGAAAGCUACACUGCUGGAACUAAACAUAUAUCUCAAUCUCUUUCCACCCUGUGUCCCACCAUGCAGUUAAUGCUAUGAAAGCACAAAAAUGUGGCCAGGUGACCUCAGCAAACUGGGCACACACAUAAGUUACUCAUAAGGCUAACCUCUCUGGCAUCGUUUUUCAAUUUCUUUUUCGACAGUGCUUUCAAGAGAUGAUAGAUCAGAAUAGUCUUCCGUCCCUUGGCUGCCAUUUUCACACUUGCGGAAACUGUCUGUGAAUCCAGAGUUUUCUAUUUCUUUAACAGGCUCUUUGAACCCCAAGUUUGUUGUCAGCUUCCCCAAACUACAAAACUUGGACAGAAUGCUAGGUUGCUUGCUUGAAGAUUUUAACCAAUUUAAUCGAAGCCUGGUUUUUUUAUGGGUUGGUUUUGUAUUUUCAUUUUCAAUGCAAUGCUUAAUGGUUGCUUCAGAUUGAUUUUCUAGUUUUUCCUCCAGGGCUUUUCUCUUUGACCUGGUCCGUCUCUGAUUCUCUUCUAUUCCAUUUUUCUCUUUGGAAACUUUGGAUUUUUUCUUUUCAUUGCCAUCCUCUGUAUCAUUUUUUCUUUUUGCAUUUCCGUUAGCUUUAUCUUCACUGUCCUCAAUAUCUUGGUCAGAGAUCAAACUAACUUCUUCCUCAACAAUACCAGUACUGCCAAUAUCCUGAUUAGUCGUUUUCUUUAGUUCAGCUGUGGGCUCUUCUAGUGAUCUGGGUUUCAGUUGUUCCUUCAACAGCUGACAUGUUUCUUGGAUGUGCCCCAAUAUACACUGCAAUACUUCUUGGGCAUCAUGUUGUAAGUAUCCCUCAUACAUGGGGUUCAGUUCCCUUUAAAAAAAAUGCAACACAUUACCUAAUAUACAGUCAAAAAAAUAGCUUAUUGACACAGUUUAGACAGGGACUCAUGAGCAUAACCAAAUUUGGCAGGUGCCCUUCUUGGGAACACAUUUUAAGUACAAUUGAAGUUACUACACUAUGUUUGGGGGAUCCAAAAUUAAAAUGAGGCGGUAGAUGUACAGCUUCAUGAAGUUGCUCAGUUUUGCAGGCUAUUAUGUAUAGCCGAGAUAAUGGAGAUGUUUUUGUAAAAACUAGUAUAUUACAGUCAAUUUAUUAUUUUUGCCUAUCAGUCUCUUAAAUUUGACUGAUUUGAGAGAUCACAGAACUGGUUCAAACUCUAAUCUGCAUUGUUGCUGAGCUACCUCACAUUAUCAAGUGACUAGAAAUGAACACAUUUACUGUAAGAAGGUGCUGGAAAACAUAUUUGUGAAUAGGAAUAAUUCAAUAAACUUAAAAGGCUGUCUUCUUGCAGCAAAUUACAAGAUUCCGUAUAAUUUGCUUCAGAAAUAGUUAGAAACACAUCUUUUGUACCUAAGCGUAUUUAGUAGUCUUCUUGGCUGAGUUGCAAGUUCAUCUGUGUAUUUAUCGGAAUUUAAGAGAAAGCUGGCCUGAAGCUGUUCAAUUGAAACCAUCAAGGAGUGUAAACUGCAGACCAAUUCAUAGCUUGCAAGAGAAUCUUCUUUAAUUCCCUGUAAAGACAGAGAAAAUAAGUGUUUGCAUUUGGAAGUUAAUUUUGUCUUCUUUUUAGCUAGUUAUAUAAUUUUAUAGUCCUUUUUCAUAAUAUUGAUGUGUUUCAUUUUGCACAUCAGCUCAAGCUAUUAUGAUUCUGUGAUACAAAAUUUUAAAUGUAUAAAUGUUAUCAUCAUUAGGUUGCCAAAGACUGAAGUCAAUUAAUUUUUUUUUAAUUUUCUUUUACUGUCUGAAAGUGACUAUAAAACUACCCUAACAAACGUGUCUUCAUUGUGCUUCAGUCCCAAUUCAAUGCCAUACCAUAUAAAAAUAUACCAUAUAAGGCAUCAUCUGUCUAUUCUGGAACACAUUUAACUAGUUCUAAAACAAGGAUGAAGAACAACCAGCAUGGUGUCCUACUUUGACCCACAAUGUAAUUUCCUGUAAACUAUGUUCGCCUGCCCCACAUCUAACAUCACACAAGACACCAGGUAUAGACAGCUACUAUGGAACAAUCAGGAUCCUAAAGUGAGUUUCCCAAAACGCCUUUGCAAGCAGGGCUCCGUUAGCAUCAAUAAGCUGAUGGAGGUUUAGUGCUUUUUCAGAGGGGCUCGUUCCAUUACAUAAAAGUGGUUUGCAUCCAAACCACUUAAUACUGAAUUCCCACCUACCUUCCAGCCUUAUAGCAAGUGGUUUCAAGGCAAACUGCUUUGUGCUAAUGGGGCAAGCACCUCUAAAGACAUAUCGAGUCUAAAUUACCCUGCUACAGGAUAACUUAUUAUUUGUAUCCCGCCCAUCUGGCUGGGUUUCCCCAGCCACUCUGGGCAGCUUCCAACAAAAAAAGGAACAAAGUGAUUUGUUUAUAUUGAACCCACAAUAUACUAACUUUUGUUAUGUACAAUAUGCCCAAUAAUAGACAAUAUGUUCUCACCUUAUCAGUGUCACCUUUUAAGCUUUCCUUCUUGUUUGUAAUUAUAUUAAAUAGUUGUUUCACUCCAGUCUUAAAGCCAGGGCAAAAAUAAAGCACCUAAAAUAGGAACAAGAUAUGCAGUACAAUGAAGGAACACAGAAUUUGUGAAACACAUAUUUAGCUAUAUAUUUGUGUGAUGUAGCGGAAUGAGUUUUUCACUUAGAUCAGGGAGGCCUGCUUUCAAAUCCCUGCUAAGUCAUGAAGGACACUGGUUGACCUUGGACCAACCACUAGAUGGCCUGAUUCACACAAAUCAUAUCCUGGAUGAUGGGUGUAUAUAACACCUUUGCAAUCGAGCCAAGAUAAUAAGCUAACUUUAAACCAUAGCUUAAUAUCAUCACAAGUCAUUAACCAUAGGUUUCCAGGUUCAUGUAUAACAGAAAUCUAUUUUUAUAAACAGAAUAUUGAACUGCUUAGCCAUUUGCUCAGUGGGUAGAGCAAAAGGGCAUGGAAGGGGUAAUGCCACUCAUUAAUAAACUAGCUUAUUAAGCCAUGAUUUGAUUGUGCAGUUUUACCUAAUCUUGCAGAAAAAGCAAGAUAAUUAAUGUAGGAUGACCCAAUGCAUGUGCCACUUUGAGUUUCUUGGAGGGAUGGGAUACAAAUUUAAUUUUAGAAGUUGACAUCAACAGAUGUAAUUGUAGAUAAACAGAAGUGAGUAAGUCUAAAUAUAUAUAUAUAUAUGUUGCAAAAUAAGAAAGGACCAAACUGUCAUGAUAAAUCUUAAACAUAUGUCUCUAUGAUGAACGAGAGUCAGGCCUUAAUAAAUUGCUGAGUAUAUAAGGUGUUAAUAGUAAAAGACAGGUGGUCAUAACUAUAUUUGAUUAUUCUGAAAUCUGAUUAUCCUGUUAUUUUUAAAGUGUUUUGCAUUGGUUCUUAAGAACUUUCCCCCUGCCCCACUGUUUCAUUUAUGUUGUUUGAGUAUUAUUUCUAAAUGCAUUAUCCUGGCUUCAAAGUUCUCAUAUUAUCUUUUAAAAAAAAGGUUACAUCAGUUACAAAGAAAAACCUCAAACAGAAAUAAAGCUAUGCUACAUAGCUUGGGUAUCCAAGUGUUCUCAAUCAUUUUGCUUCCAUUUUGGAACUCCAAUCUCCUGACAAGGCCUGGUUAUCAAUAGGCAGGUGAAACUGUUUUGCUCUAGCAGACAUUUGGACAAAGGAGGCAUAGUGGGUCAAGCUGCUGCAGGUUUUAUCAGUACUAUGGUUUUACUGUUUUCAUCUUUAGUUUUCCUUGUUUUCCCUUUGAGCUAGGUAAAGCAGGUAUUUUUAAAGCACUUCCACUGAAAAUGUUAAGUUAAAAGACAAUGACUUGACUUUUGAUGGAUUAUACUCAUAGUACAGCCUCUUCACAUACACCUCAUUUUAAUAUUUUGCAAACCAUACUAAGAAAUCAAUACCCUAGAGCAGGCACCCCCAAACUUCGGCCCUCCAACAAUUCCCAUGUUCCCCAACCACUGAUCCUGUUAGCUAGGGAUCAUGGGAAUUGUAGGCCAAAACAUCUGGAGGGCCGCAGUUUGGGGAUGCCUGUCUUAGAGCCUGUCACAUACCUUCAAGGUUUGUGCAAUGUAUUUGUUACACAAUACUUUACAUCAGGACAUAAGAUGGAAAAGGACGAUUU